This is a messenger RNA of Fonsecaea monophora, 546 nucleotides long. RefSeq lists its product as hypothetical. The transcript has 4 exons. The record is from RefSeq and is a predicted model, not a curated record. The coding region runs from base 1 to 546 and encodes 181 amino acids. Gene Ontology annotation, biological process: protein ubiquitination. Lineage: Eukaryota; Fungi; Ascomycota; Eurotiomycetes; Chaetothyriales; Herpotrichiellaceae. Gene Ontology annotation, molecular function: ubiquitin protein ligase activity.
AUGGAUGCUUUGGUUUGUGUUGAUACUGUUGAUGAUGUGGUGAGCGGCAUCGGACCCCAAUACACCGUCAAGGCUCGAGCUGACGCAGAGACAAAAGUCGUGCUCUCUUCGAUAGAGGCGGGCUGGCAGGUCGAGGAUUCGAGCCUGCCCCCUACGUCGGUAGCCUCGCAGCAUCGCAAGAGGUUGAAGAAACUCGACCAGGUCGCUCCGGCUCAAUCCCUGCUCCACUGGAGAGCCGAGAACACUGCCAUCUGUUUGGAAUCGCUGGAAGAAACCGAUCUCAUCCGCGAACUCCGCUGUGGCCACGUCUACCACGCCAACUGUCUGAGCCUGUGGGUCGAACGUGGCCACCACGAUUGCCCUCUUUGCAAAUACGACAUGUUGGGUCUGAUGAAGAACUUCUUGAAACCUCAUCCCGACGACGACGACGACACUGUUGUCGCCCCUGAUGCCGUUCAAGAAGCUGGUCAACCCUCUGGCGAGACGCAUAACGAACAUACCCCUGACUAUGGGAGCAUAUCGAACAAUAGGACUCCCGAACCUUGA